Hansenula anomala is the source of this 827-nucleotide messenger RNA. It is a transcript of the gene DOC1, whose product is annotated as anaphase promoting complex subunit DOC1. NCBI's taxonomy places the organism in Eukaryota, Fungi, Ascomycota, Saccharomycetes, Phaffomycetales, Wickerhamomycetaceae. The coding region runs from base 303 to 827 and encodes 174 amino acids. Gene Ontology annotation, biological process: anaphase-promoting complex-dependent catabolic process; protein K11-linked ubiquitination. The transcript has a single exon. The record is from RefSeq and is a predicted model, not a curated record. Gene Ontology annotation, cellular component: anaphase-promoting complex.
UUUUCCAGAAUGAAUUCGCGAAGAUCCGCGAAUUUGAUUUUAAAUAUUUGGGCGCGUAGGUUAGUUACCACAAAACAACAAAACAAACUUUCUUCAUUUGAAGCUUUGUUGAUCGAUAAUGUCAGACUCGUGGCAAGAUAUACCAGAUGAAAGUAACAGUAUGAAUUCAGAGGAAGAGGAGUUAGAAGAUGGUAUGGAUGCUGAUUCAAGCAGAGACAUCAAUCUCGAAUACGUUCAAGGUAAGUUACAUUUGACACAAUUCAAAAGUUCACAUCGUUAAUAGCUUUGAAGGAACUAGGGAUAUGGAAGAGCUGAAGCUUGUUGAUAUUGGGGCUCUUGGAGCAUGGUCUGUGUCCUCCUGCAAGGUAGGCUCAGGGAUAAAAGAGUUAAGGGAAGAUAAUCCAGAAUCCUUUUGGCAAUCAGAUGGAGCACAACCACAUUAUCUUGACAUUCAUUUCUCCAAAAAAGUUUCCAUCUCUAGAAUAUCAAUCUUCACAGACUUUGCUCGUGAUGAAUCAUAUACACCGUCCAAAAUCACAUUCUUAGCAGGCAAUGGGUUCCAUGACUUAAUUGAAGUCACUACGGUGGAACUAAACCAACCAAGCGGAUGGACACAUAUUCCAUUUGAUGAGGAGCAAGAAAUUGGUGGGAAAUGCUUAAAGACUUUUUUAGUUCGGUUACUAAUUUUGGCUAAUCAUCAACAUGGUAAAGAUACACAUCUCAGAGCAGUGAAAAUUUAUUCGCCAAUGACAACAUAUUCCUUGAAUUCUGGUAUACUGGGGUCCUUUACGAGCAGAAAACUUCAGUCUGAAGCUGUGAUACGAUGA